GUUGGAAAAUUGUAAAAGAAAUCUGAAAUAAACGCGCAAAUGCGCAGCGGAAUGGACAAUCAAAGGAAGUGUGACGGAUAGCCAAUCCAGCAUCUUUCGAGCCGGAUAAUAAAGUUUGUUGAAAAAUGCAGAAGAAGUCCAUCGAUCUGGCUUCUCCCUUGUGACGCAUGUAUGAGUACAUGUGUGUAAAUGGAUGAUGAAAUAAUUUGUUCUUCUGCGUAAGACAAAAACAAACGCACUAGACACAUCCACAUGCAACCAUUCAGCUAUGUAUGUGAUGUGCUGAAUACACACACAUACACAUCUAUAUCCCGCAAUAAAGCGUCGACUCAUAGGCCGUUUACAUUGGGGCUGCGUCAUGCUUCUUUGCGUCUUGCCGCAGACGCAGUUUUUUUUACAUAGGUUAAGCAUAGGGCCCUAGUGGUGGCAAAAAGUUGCGUCAGUUUCUGAUUCAUGUGCGUCUAUUCGGUAUAUUCGAUUAAUUUUGCUCAUUUUGGCGCUUUUUUGCCUAUCAGCGCAACUAUCACCACUAAUAACAGCAAAAAUCAGCUGACCAAAGAAAUUAAUUGUGCACCCUAAAGUAUGUCUGAGGAAGGAAAAGAUAGGAGAUUUUUGUGGACACCUGCGGCCUUAUUGACUCUGCUCGACCAAUGGGAGGAGAACGGGGUGGGAGUUCGCAAGAACUCUCAUAUUUAUAAGGAAAUAGCGGAUGUAUUAAAUGAGUUUGGACCUUCUCAUGUUGAGGUGAAGAACAAACUCGAAAAUUUGACGAGGAAAUACAGAAGUGAACUGGCCAAGGUGGGACCUUCGGGUGGAAGCCCAUCAACAUGGGAGCACUUCGAAAGGGUCUCUUUAAUCCUGCAAACGUAAAAAUCAAUCGUUGUGAGCGGAGUUGAGAGCGCAGACUUUUCAUGUGUAACCGAGGAUGUUACAGCCGAUUUCAAUGCUGACCAGAGCAGCACCUCAGCGACCGAAAAUUCAGGAGAUACCUCUGGUUCCCAACCAAAACGUCGUCGAGUCGACACAAUCGUCGAAAAACUGCUGGAGGUAGAGGAGAAAAAGCUGGAGGUGAUGCAGACAAUUGCUGAAAA
Messenger RNA from Drosophila obscura, 1091 nucleotides. RefSeq names its product trihelix transcription factor ASIL1-like. Gene Ontology annotation, cellular component: nuclear body. The record is from RefSeq and is a predicted model, not a curated record. NCBI's taxonomy places the organism in Eukaryota, Metazoa, Arthropoda, Insecta, Diptera, Drosophilidae. The transcript has 4 exons. Gene Ontology annotation, biological process: positive regulation of DNA-templated transcription. The coding region runs from base 583 to 870 and encodes 95 amino acids.